CUGUGCAGCGGAGAAGCAGAGGAGAAGAGGGGAAACAAACACUAACAUGGGGACCUGGAACUGUUUAAUAACUUUGCUCCUGGCGCUGCCGUCGGUUCUCUCUUUGACGUCUAUACACUCAGACUCGCUCCUUUACCCCUAUGGGGAGGCUCAUAACGACAUGAUGACUGAAAUUGAGGAUGACGGCGGCACAGGCAUGAUGCACAUAAACUAUGCAUUUACCUUCUUUGGUGAAAUAUACAGAUCUCUUUGCGUCAACACCAACGGGGUUAUAUCAUUUCUACUGCCAAUGGAAGAAUACACCCCUGACAUGUUUCCCAUUGAAGGCUUGCAUAUGAUCUGCCCCUUUUGGUCAGACGUGGAUAUUGAAUGCGGAGGGUUAAUCUUUUACAGGCAGUCGAAGGAUGAGGCUAUUCUGAAUCGAAUUAACGAUGAGAUAAACAAAUGUUUUGAAAAUGCACAAUUUAACGCAGAAUGGUGCAUGAUUAUAACCUGGGACAAAGUGUCAUAUCACGGAAGCGAAUCCAACAAGACGAACACCUUCCAGGCCAUCCUCGCGUCCGAUGGUCCGAGGUCUAUGGUUAUGUUUAUCUACGAGAACAUGGAGUGGAGCGCAGGCACAGCUAGUGGCGGACACCCUUUGACAGGUCGUGGAGGCAUUGCUGCCCAGGUUGGGUUCAACGCAGGGAUGGAAUGCUUCAACGUUCCCUUCUCCAGGACCGAAGAAAUUAUAAAUAUUAAAUCUAGCAGCAAUAUUGGCAAACCUGGGGUAUGGGUCUUCCAAGUAGAUCGUUUUCGUGUGCCUGGUGGCUGCAUUCACGGCGAACAUUUCCUUCAUUAUGGACAAGUCAUAUGGAGUGAUGAAACAUGUUCGACAAAAUGUUCCUGUAGGCACGAUGGGACAGUGCAAUAUGAAGAAAAGCCAUGCGAUGAAGGUCUGGUCUGUCUGCCCUUUGGACGACACUACAUGUGCCAGAUCAAUGAGAAGGACUGCUAGAAACCCAUCUAAAGAUCUUAUGAUGGGUCUGCUUCCCUUGCUUGCAUUCCUCUCUCAGUCUAUCAGCUAUUUUUCACAAUCUUAUUUAGUUAUAACCGAUAGAAUGAACCCAACCCUUUAUGUUCCACCAUAGCAUCCAUCCAAAUCUCCAGACUCUAUCAUUUCUGAUGUUACAUUAUAUAAAUUAGGCCAAGUUUUUGAUUAGAAGAAGACUUAUAUUUUUGGAUAAGUUCAAUGGUGUCUUAUUCUAGUCUCCAAAACUUUUAACCAUGGUCCAGAAGAUAGAAGGCAGUCAACCUGGUCUGUCAUUCCUCUGUUUAUGUCAGAUAUAAAGGUUCACAUCAGUCUUUCCUCGUCUCCUUUUUUCUUGAUCACA
Messenger RNA from Bufo gargarizans (Asiatic toad), 1373 nucleotides. RefSeq names its product alpha-tectorin-like. The coding region runs from base 47 to 997 and encodes 316 amino acids. The record is from RefSeq and is a predicted model, not a curated record. The transcript is spliced from 8 exons. Gene Ontology annotation, biological process: cell-matrix adhesion. Lineage: Eukaryota; Metazoa; Chordata; Amphibia; Anura; Bufonidae.